UCCCUGGAAGGCAUGUGUGGCACUGAGCAUGCCCAGUUGGGGGAAGAUGGGCAGCGGCCGCCGCGGUGCACUUCAACUACCUCAUCUCAGUCUGAGCCUUCAGAGCAGCUUAGGCACCAAGGCAAGAUCCUAGCAUCCGAAGACCCCAAAAAGAAGAGAGCUCAGAAGCCCUCUCAUAUGAGAAGGAACAUACGAAAGCUACUCCGAGAGGAUCAGUUGGAGCCCGUUACCAAAGCAGCACAGCAGGAGGAGUUGGAAAGAAGAAAGCGUCUGGAGCAGCAGAGGAAAGAGUAUGCAGCCCCCAUUCCUACUGUCCCUUUGGAGUUCCUGCCUGAGGAAAUUGUUUUACGAGCAAGUGACGGCCCCCAACUCCCUCCUCGGGUCUUGACUCAGGAAGUCAUUUGUUUGGACAGUAGCAGUGGCAGUGAAGAUGAAAACAGCAGUCGCGAUGAGGUGAUUGAACUGAGUUCUGGAGAGGAGGAUGCUCUGCACAUUGUGGACAGCAGUGAGUCUGUCAGCGAGGAGGAUGAGGAAGAGGAGAAGGGUGGCACCCAUGUUAAUGAUGCCUUAAACCAGCAUGAUGCUCUUGGGCGGGUCCUUGUCAACCUGAAUCACCCUCCAGAGGAGGAGAAUGUCUUCCUGGCCCCACAGUUGGCACGGGCUGUGAAACCUCAUCAGAUUGGUGGGAUCCGGUUCCUCUAUGAUAACCUAGUAGAGUCUUUAGAAAGGUUUAAGACCAGUAGUGGCUUUGGUUGUAUACUGGCCCAUAGCAUGGGCCUGGGGAAAACUCUGCAAGUGAUCUCCUUCAUCGAUGUCCUCUUCCGCCACACGCCAGCCAAAACAGUCCUUGCCAUUGUGCCGGUUAAUACUCUCCAGAAUUGGCUGGCAGAGUUCAACAUGUGGCUCCCGGCUCCUGAAGCCCUCCCAGCUGACAGCAAGCCAGAAGAAGUCCAGCCGCGGUUCUUCAAAGUUCAUAUCUUGAAUGAUGAGCACAAGACGGUGGCGUCUCGUGCUAAAGUGACGGCUGACUGGGUGUCAGAGGGUGGAGUGCUGCUGAUGGGCUAUGAAAUGUACAGACUGCUCACUCUGAAGAAGUCCUUUGCCACAGGUAGACCGAAGAAAUCCAAGAAACGCUCUCACCCAGUCAUCAUCGAUCUGGACGAAGAAGAUCGACAGCAGGAGUUCCGGAGAGAGUUUGAGAAGGCCUUAUGCCGCCCGGGUCCUGAUGUGGUGAUUUGUGACGAGGGACACCGCAUCAAAAAUUGCCAAGCCAGCACCUCACAGGCUCUGAAGAACAUCCGUUCUCGUCGGCGGGUAGUGCUGACUGGGUACCCUCUACAGAACAACCUCAUUGAGUACUGGUGCAUGGUGGACUUUGUGCGCCCAGAUUUCCUUGGUACUCGUCAGGAGUUCAGCAACAUGUUUGAACGCCCUAUCCUGAACGGGCAGUGUAUUGACAGCACACCUCAGGAUGUCCGCCUCAUGCGCUACCGGAGCCAUGUUUUGCACAGCCUCCUGGAGGGCUUUGUGCAGAGGAGAGGCCAUACUGUGUUGAAGAUUCACCUCCCUGCCAAAGAAGAGAAUGUGAUCCUGGUGCGGCUUUCUCAGAUCCAGCGAGAUUUGUACACACAAUUCAUGGACCGUUUCCGGGACUGUGGUAGCAGUGGCUGGUUGGGGCUGAAUCCUCUGAAGGCUUUCUGUGUAUGCUGCAAGAUCUGGAACCAUCCUGAUGUUCUGUAUGAAGCCCUUCAGAAGGAAAACCUAGCCAAUGAGCAGGACCUAGAUGUGGAAGAGCUUGGCUCAGCAGGAACCAGUGCCCGUUGCCCAUCACAGGGCACAAAAGUCAAGGGAGAAGAUAACACCUUGGCUUCUUCAAUGGGAGAAGCAACCAAUAGCAAGUUCCUCCAGGGAGUUGGCUUUAACCCUUUCCAGGAGCGAGGCAAUAACAUAGUUACGUAUGAAUGGGCCAAGGAUCUCCUGACUAAUUACCAGACUGGAGUCUUGGAAAAUUCUCCCAAGAUGGUACUUCUUUUCCACCUGAUUGAAGAAAGUGUGAAGCUUGGGGACAAGAUCCUUGUGUUUAGCCAGAGUCUGUCUACCUUGGCUCUCAUCGAGGAGUUCCUAGGGAAACGAGAUGUGCCCUGUCUGCCUGGGGCCGAGGGGCAGGGAACCCAGAAGUGGGUUCGAAAUGUCAGCUACUUCCGGCUAGAUGGUAGCACCCCUGCCUUUGAGAGAGAGCGGCUCAUUAAUCAGUUCAAUGAUCCCAGCAACCUCACCACCUGGUUGUUCCUUCUUUCCACAAGGGCCGGAUGCUUGGGUGUGAAUCUGAUUGGUGCCAACCGAGUGGUGGUAUUUGAUGCUUCCUGGAACCCUUGCCAUGAUGCCCAGGCAGUAUGUCGGGUAUACCGUUAUGGCCAGAAAAAGCCCUGUCACAUCUAUCGCCUUGUGGCUGAUUAUACUCUUGAAAAGAAGAUCUAUGACCGGCAGAUUUCCAAGCAGGGCAUGUCAGACCGGGUAGUGGAUGAUCUCAACCCAAUGCUGAACUUUACCCGGAAGGAAGUGGAAAACCUGCUGCACUUUGUUGAGAAGGAGCCAGCUCCCCAAACAUCUUUGGAUAUAAAGGGGAUCAAAGAGUCAGUCUUGCAGCUUGCCUGUCUGAAGUACCCUCACCUUAUCACCAAGGAGCCUUUUGAGCAUGAGUCAUUGCUCCUCAACCGGAAGGAUCACAAGCUGACCAAAGCUGAAAAGAAAGCAGCAAAGAAAAGCUAUGAGGAGGACAAGCGCACGUCAGUCCCCUACACCCGCCCAUCAUAUGCGCAGUAUUACCCUGCCAGUGACCAGAGCCUGACCAGCAUCCCCGCCUUCAGUCAGAGGAACUGGCAGCCAACACUGAAGGGUGAUGAGAAGCCUGUGGCCAGUGUUCGUCCUGUACAGUCCACCCCCAUCCCCAUGAUGCCCCGGCACGUCCCACUCAGUGGCAGUGUGAGCGCUGCCUCCGGCACAGAUCCAUCCAUGACCUUCCCCAUCAACUACUUGCAGCGGGCAGGAGUCCUUGUGCAGAAAGUGGUCACCACAACAGAUAUUGUUAUUCCUGGACUCAACAGCUCCACAGAUGUUCAGGCAAGAAUCAAUGCUGGUGAGAGCAUCCAUAUCAUCCGGGGGACGAAAGGGACAUACAUCCGCACCAGUGAUGGACGGAUCUUUGCUGUCCGGGCUACUGGCAAACCAAAGGCCCCUGAAGAUGGUCUGAUGGCUGCCUCAGGUUCCCAGGGGCCUUCUCUUGCAUCCACAAGCAAUGGCAGACACAGUGCCUCAUCACCCAAAGCCCCCGACCCUGAGGGGCUGGCCAGGCCCGUCUCUCCUGACAGCCCAGAAAUCAUCAGUGAGCUCCAGCAGUAUGCAGAUGUGGCCGCUGCUCGGGAAUCCCGCCAGAGCUCCCCAAGCAUCAGUACCGCCCUGCCUGGCCCCCCGGCCCAGCUUAUGGACAGUAGCACCAUUCCUGGGACAGCUCUCGGAACUGAGCCAUACCUUGGGGGUCAUUGCCUCAAUAGUUCCCUCUUGGUGACUGGCCAGCCCAGUGGUGGCAGGCACCCAGUGCUGGACUUAAGGGGCCACAAGCGAAAGUUGGCCACUGCAUCUGCCACCCAGGAGUCAGUCCGUCGGCGGUCCAGGAAGGGCCAUUUGCCAGCCCCCGUGCAGCCCUAUGAACACGGGUAUCCAGUCUCUGGCGGGUUUGCCAUGCCACCCGUCUCCUUAAAUCAUAACCUCACCCCCCCCUUCACCUCCCAGGCUGGGGAGAAUUCCCUGUUUAUGGGCAAUACCCCCUCCUACUACCAGCUGUCCAAUUUGCUGGCAGAUGCCCGCCUGGUGUUUCCAGUGACUACUGACCCUCUGGUACCAACAGGCCCUGUCAGUUCCUCUUCCACGGCUACCUCAGUCACUGCCAGCAACCCCUCCUUCAUGCUCAACCCCUCUGUGCCAGGGAUACUACCCAGCUACUCACUCCCAUUCUCACAGCCACUCCUGUCCGAGCCGAGGAUGUUUGCGCCUUUUCCUUCCCCUGUCUUGCCCAGCAACCUUUCUCGGGGCAUGUCUGUCUACCCAGGCUAUAUGUCCCCACAUGCAGGCUACCCAGCUGGUGGCCUCCUCCGGUCCCAGGUGCCUCCAUUUGACUCCCAUGAGGUUGCCGAGGUGGGGUUCAGCUCCAAUGAUGAUGAGGACAAAGAUGAUGAUGUGAUAGAGGUCACUGGGAAAUAGCUAGGGUGCUCCUUCCCACCUCACUUGGGGCCCCAGCAGGCUCCCACCCAACUGGAAGGCAGUGAGCCUGGUCUUUCUGAAAAUAGGGUACUUGGCAGGAGGGAAAUAAGACAAAGAAGAGUGGUUGGCCAUAAUGGCAGGGUUUGAUUGCUGUUUAUUAGAAAAAGAAAAACAAACCAACAAAAAACCCAGAAACCCAAACAGAGCCGCAACAGUGGGAAAUCAGGGACCGAAAACAGGGAUGGUGGGGUAGUGCAGCCUGCCUCUUCCUUCCUGCCUUGCUUAUGCUGUCUGCUUAUUUGCCCAUCUGAGUGUAGAAGAGCUCAUGUCCUGUUCUGCCUUUGGGAACAUCUCACCCAAGAGCUGCCUUACUGAUGAUCUAGUUUGGCCUGGGGAUGGGAGAAGAGGGAGGGAGAUGAGGGCGGGCAUGGGGAGCAGACUAAGAUUGCAUAUCACGUGGUAUCUUUUUAGGAGGUUGGAAGGCUGCAGACCAGGGGUGUGUGUGUGUGUGUGUGUGUGUGUGUGUGUGUGUGU
This is a messenger RNA of Onychomys torridus (southern grasshopper mouse), 4791 nucleotides long. RefSeq names its product RAD54 like 2 (gene Rad54l2). Gene Ontology annotation, cellular component: nucleus. Bases 13 to 4257 code for a protein of 1414 amino acids. Gene Ontology annotation, molecular function: ATP binding; ATP hydrolysis activity; ATP-dependent chromatin remodeler activity. NCBI's taxonomy places the organism in Eukaryota, Metazoa, Chordata, Mammalia, Rodentia, Cricetidae. The record is from RefSeq and is a predicted model, not a curated record. The transcript has 20 exons.